This is a messenger RNA of Linepithema humile (Argentine ant), 1379 nucleotides long. The record is from RefSeq and is a predicted model, not a curated record. Lineage: Eukaryota; Metazoa; Arthropoda; Insecta; Hymenoptera; Formicidae.
UGGCCUCUGAAGGUACCUUUUCAUGCUGACGCUCGACGCUCAAUUUCGGCGUUAGAAGACAUCACGUGACUAAAAAUAACGAAUCAUUGCAGCGAUUUUUGAUCACAUGAUGUCUUUUGACGCUAAAAUUGAGCGUCGAGCGUCAGCAUGAAAAGGUACCCUCACAGUUCCUCUCAGGCUUCUCGCUGCUAUAGUUUUCUUCCUUUGACCUCUUCUAUCAAUCGUCAUUCGACAAAACAGUAUCGCGUUCAGUCACACGCAAUAGGUCUCGUGCAAUGGACGUAGUCGACCAACCUGAGCUUCCAACUGUUUGGAAUUGGGUGCAAGAAAAUUACACACUGUCGAAUUUUGAAGCAAUUUGUCGUAAGUGUGAUGGAAUUUUUUAUUUCGUCGACACAGAAGUUCUUCAGGAGCAUAUAGAAGACGAACAUAAAACCACUUAUCAAUUUGAAAAGGCGCAGGAAGAUAAUCGUUGGAAAAAUUUUAGACACACUGGCGAUUUAAACGAUUUACAAUGUGUUGUAUGUGAGAAACUUGUUUCCGUCAACGAUGAUACCUCCGAUCACCCGCAUUCCGCAGAAGAAGGACAAAUUGUAACCGACAUCAGUUAUAACUGGGUGUUCAAAUAUUUUAAAAAGGAUUGUUUGUUUUCUGCGUAUUGUAUUCUUUGCAAACGCAACGAACAACGCCAUCAAAUUACAGCGUUUGAUAAAAUCAUAUUCUUGCAUUUUAAAAUGUUGCAUCCAGAAAUAUGUUGGCAAGAACUACCAUUUAAUGAAAGUUUAGCGACAUUAAAUGUCGUACAUUUAAGAGGAUUGGAGCUGUUCUUAAAAGCAUGUGACUUACGCGAUUGGAAGUUAAGGGACGUGGAAUAUCGCGAAAUAGCUAUAAAUUGGUAGCAUCGACACAUCAAGAAUUAAUGAACAUAUAUAUAGAACAGAACCACAUUUUUAUUAUUGCGAAAUAAACGGACGUGAAUUUUAUCACCAAAAUCCAUAUAGGAAAAAUUGGAGGAAAGUUAUACGGCAAGAAAAAAUUCAAUGUGUUAUAUGUGAUUUUACGUGUAACUUGCGUUCUGUGCGUGAACCCUGGCUUGAUCAUCGUCAUAUGGGAGAUGAUAAUAACAAUAUUCAUUACUUCGAAUGGUUUUGCAAAUAUGUGACAAGAAUCCAAAAUGAUGAUGAUGAUUUUAAAGGACGUUGCCUUUUAUGUGAUAAUAAUUAUGACAUUGAAUUUAUGCCUGCAAAACACUUAUUCCGUCACAUAUUAGAUCAUGAGCAUGAAAAUUUGAUGAGAAAAGAUGACUCAGGACCAGGAAAUGACCCAGGACCAGGAAAUGACCAGGACCAGGAAAUGACCAGGACCAGGAAAUGACCAGG